AUGGCUCUCUCUCAUCUCCGACCCCCGGCCCGAUUCUCCAGGAACCAUGCCCACCAAAAUCCCUUUCCUCUCCCCUCCGGACUCUACCUCUACACUACCCGCAAUCGCUCGUUAUCCUUAAACGAUCAAAUCACCCAUGUCUCGGUUCGCGAUCACCCGCGAACAACUCUUCCGGAUUUCUCGUUUCUCGGCGAUCAUUCAGGAUCAGGAUCUGAAACAACAGUACAUCACUCUUCCAAUGGCUUGACGUUGUGCUCAAAUUUUGAUAACUUUAAUUACCCGGAUGAGAAGUACUAUGUUAUUUGUAAUCUGACCACCCAAAAGUUCCCAGUACUUCCCACACCGGUGGUAUCCAAAUUCAAUUUCAAGGUUGGAUCUUACUUGGUUUUUGAUCCAAGAAAAUCACCUUACUAUAAAGUUGUGGUGGUUAGUUCUGACUCGAACGCUUCCCAACUUGAUGUGUACUCUUCCGAGAGUGCCUCUUGGAAAAGCCCGAUUCUCGCUCCGAAGAUUCACGAGGAUAGUUUCGUACAUGGGGCUGUUUGGAAUGGAGAACUCAUUUUGAUGAGUUGCAGGCGGGAUGUGGAGAUCGAUUGUGCCGAGCAUGACCAUUUGUACAUUAGAUUUGAUAUCGAUGCAGAGAAGCUAACUACGGCUCGAGUGCCAUACUGGUGGGACAGUAAUCUUUCUCGACGGGUAGAGUAUUUCGGAGAAUGCAACGGUCAUUUGCUUCUUAUACACUGUUCUUGGUUUGAUCCUAAGGAAUUCAAGGUGCUUGAGAUGAUAGACGGGGAGAAUGACUUCCGGUGGAAUGUUAAAUACGUAGUAGAUCUAACACCGUUAGGAUUGCCGAGUAGAAGUUGUGGUACGUUUUCGGUGAUGUGUGUUAUGAAUGUAGAAGCAAAUGAAAAUGAUCUUGCAGUGGUGGUAUACGACCAGGAUAAAGUCAUACAAUAUAAUAUCGAGUGCAAGACACUGAAAGGUGCUUUGUGA
Molecule: messenger RNA, 993 nt
Organism: Rhododendron vialii
Lineage: Eukaryota; Viridiplantae; Streptophyta; Magnoliopsida; Ericales; Ericaceae
Product: F-box protein At5g07610-like
Exons: 1
Coding region: 1-993 (330 amino acids)
Source: RefSeq, a predicted model, not a curated record